Messenger RNA from Sphaeramia orbicularis (orbiculate cardinalfish), 1376 nucleotides. Its product is annotated as keratin, type I cytoskeletal 13-like. The record is from RefSeq and is a predicted model, not a curated record. The coding region runs from base 69 to 1307 and encodes 412 amino acids. The transcript has 7 exons. Gene Ontology annotation, cellular component: cytoskeleton. Lineage: Eukaryota; Metazoa; Chordata; Actinopteri; Kurtiformes; Apogonidae. Gene Ontology annotation, molecular function: structural molecule activity.
CAGAGUCCAGCCCCCUGUGCAUUCAGUCGUCCCAGCCUCCGCAGCAGCAGCAGCAGUGAUCCUCCAUCAUGUCCUUCUACAAGAGCAGUUACGCCUCCCGCCUCGGCAGCGCCAAGCCCAGCAGCGUGUAUGGCGGCGCUGGGGGCCGCGACACCCGCAUCUCUGCUGCCACCGCCUCCAGGAGCUUCUCCUCCGGACUCGGCAUGUCUGCGGGAGGACUGGGAGGAGGUUUCAACCUGUCCGAUGCCCUCGAUGUCACCGACAACAACAAGAAGGCCACCAUGCAGAACCUGAACGACCGGCUGGCGUCCUACCUGGACAAGGUCCGCAACCUGGAGAAGGCCAACGCUGACCUGGAGAACAAGAUCAGGGAGUUCCUGGAGAAGAAGACCCAACCUGAAGGACACGACUGCUCUGGGUACAAGGCAGUGAUCAGCGACCUGCAGGACCAGAUCCUCGAUGCCACCCGUACAAACGGAGGUCUGUACUUGCAGAUCGACAACGCUAAGCUGGCCGCCGAUGACUUCAGGGUCAAGUUCGAGAACGAGUUGGCCAUGAGGCAGUCAGUGGAGGCUGACAUCGCCGGGUUGAAGAGGGUUCUGGAUGAGCUGACACUGGGUCGAUCCGACCUAGAGAUGCAGAUCGAGGCUCUGAAGGAGGAGCUGAUCAUGUUGAGGAAGAACCACGAGGAGGACAUGCUGGCCAUGCGCAGUCAGGUGGGAGGUCAGGUCAACGUGGAGGUGGACGCCGCCCCCCAGGAGGACCUGACUGUCAUCAUGGCCAACAUCAGAGAACACUACGAGAAUGUUGCCGCUAAGAACCAAAGAGAUCUGGACAGCUGGUUCCAGGCCAAGACCGAGGCACUGAAUAAGGAGGUGGCUGUGAGUACAGAGAACCUCCAAACAUCACGUUCUGAGAUCACAGAGGUCAAACGGACACUUCAGGGUCUGGAGAUUGAGCUCCAGUCUCAGCUCAGUAUGAAAGCGUCUCUUGAAGGAACGCUGGCCGACACCCAGAGCCGGUUCGCCUCCAUGUUGGCGGCGUACCAGAGGCAGGUGACGGCUCUGGAGGACCAGCUGGCCCAGCUCAAAGCUGACCUGGAGCGACAAGGACACGAGUACCAGAUGCUGCUGGACCUGAAGACCCGACUGGAGAUGGAGAUCGCAGAGUACAGGAGGCUGUUGGACGGAGAACUGAUGAGCGCACCUGCUUCAGCUCCAGCUUCUACGACUCGCAAAGUGUUGAUCGUCACCAAAGAGCUCGUGGAUGAUGAGGAGGUCAGCUCUGAAACCCAGGAGGCGGAGUGAAUGUCAGUCCAACGUCUGUGGAAACCACCACACAAACACAAAUAAAACCGUUCUGAUGAACCAAACACA